UCUGCAGCAAACAGCUUGGGCCCCCUCUCCCUCCUCAGGUACUCACGUUGCACCGACCCUCCACUAUCCAGAUUGCGGGGUGAAUAUUGACGAUUGGAUUGGGAAGGAGGCGGAAGCAUUCACCUACCACCUACCACUUCCCACUUCUCACCACCUUCAUACCUCUCCUCGCAGCUUCAGCCUUCACCACCUUACAAUUCUACUACAGACAGUAGAUCAUAGAGAUGCACCUCAUAAAUCACGUCCUAAAUCACGUCCUCCCCCGGUAUUGAAUUUCGUCAGCGCAUGGCCAUUGACCGCAGCUUCAGAGUCAAGAGGUGCAGUGCAGGCUGAGAGGACCACCACUACCUACCAACACUACUCCCACUCCCCGUCCUGACUGUACCACUUACCUACCACCCACCACGACUAGCCUCCGUCCGUGGUACCUUGACACCUGGACCCCCUCCUCCGGCUCUUCGAAACUCUCUCUCCCGCCCUAUCCACCCAUCCCUCAAGGUUCCCGUUGCCGACCUACUUCUACAACUAGCCUCUAGGACCCCUCGAAUUUGGGGAGUGAAGAAAAUCUGCUCAAACCUGCUCAUCCUGACCCAACGACUCUGACACCUCCAAACACAACACACAUGGAUCCCCAAGGAUAGCAUACCAUCAAUCCACCAUCCAGAGCAAGAUUGGCCCUAGGAAGAACGUCACCAACCCCAGUCCGAGUCUCAAGAGUCCCCUCACCCUUCCAGUGUAGCUGGUUGCGAUCACCAAUCCACCGGCUUGCCGCAGAGCUUGAUGCGCCUGGCAGAUCCGGAAGCACAGCGACGCUUAUCUACAGAUUGGCACAAGCACGGAGCACGUUUCGACAAGGUCCAAACGUGUGUUGAAGUCGCAAACUUUCCAGGCGCAACGAGGUUAUUUCAACGACCCUCAAGUCUGCUGUCACCAUAGCGGGUGCCACUUGUCCAACGUAGCAACCGCCAACCGACAAUCUAAAGGGGCGAGUCCUAAACUGGCCCAAGAUGCCUCUCAUAAAUGGAAUGAAAAUGGCCUGGUAUGUUUCUUCCCUAGAAUGUAGAGCACGUUGGCCAAGGUUGUCAUGGGAGCCGCUGUCAUUGUCAGCAUCAAGAACCACCCCUCGGCUCCUCAAUGGUCUUGGAAAUCUUUGGUGACACCAACCAGCUAAUCUGACCUUCACAGUGAGCCAUGCAUACGAGGCCAUCGAUCCACGAAAUGUACUCACGCGAGCGAACGACUAAUGGUUCCCGUACGAAAACCAGGCCGACCCCUUAGCCAAUGCCCUCACCCGGGGGGACAAGCUUGUAUGUGUGGGAGUGUAACAGCGGCUAUUCCAAGAAAGCAGACAUGCGGUUGUGGAGGAGAGAGUUCCAUGGCCACAAACCCGGCGACGCCAGUGGUAUCCCACACGAGCAUAUCAGAAUUACCCUCGCCAACAAAAUCCACUUUCAAAGUACAGAAGUUUACCAGACCACCACCGGGAAGUAGAAAGCAAUCAUAUGAUCCAGUGAACUUCGAAAGAAUGGAUAUGAGUAGUGUCAAUAUUAUCUCCUACAAACAACAAAUCCCAAAUAUGCCACUGAGUAUGUCUGCGCCAGGCGGAUUUCCAAUAGUUGGUCAGCCUCAAGUCUACGGAUACCCGCCUCAAUAUGGAAACAUACAGGCCCAGUUGAACCACGUUACUAUGCAACCACUUCCAAUGCCCUACAGCUCAUCCCCGAUAAUGGGUAUCAAUGGAUUUAGCAAUGGAUCUAUACAUGAAAAGGAAACUUAUACAAUCGAAAGUCCAAUAAGCGCCCCAGUUAUUUAUAACAACGGAAACACAAUUACGGUAACGAAGGCCGGCUCAUGUUGUGCGCCACCACCGUCGCCUUUGACUCCUACCAAUGGAAAUCAUAUCAACAAAGUCCAGACCAACGGCAGGUCUUCGGUAUCCUCAAACGGGGGUUCAUGUUGCGCCCCGAAGCAGAAGACCCAUCAUCAAACGUCAUCUACUGGCACAACUACAUCAGAGCCAGAGGAGCUUCAAGUAAGCAGUUGCUGCUCUUCCAAGCCUACACAGGCGACGAAGCGGGAGACAACUUCUAUUAAUGGCACUCCGAUCAACACAAACCCUCCAAGUCCAACCCACAUUAUGGCACAAGGUAAUAUGCCAUUCACACAACCUUUCUAUCCUCAAUAUCUACCAAAUGAUCCAACGGUAUUUAUAUACCCACCGACGUAUGGCUCAUUUCAAAAUCCGCUUCAACCAUCUGCAUGGAGAGAGAGCAUGCGCACGAAUAAUUAUUCGUCACAUUCUCCGCUUCCAAUGCCUGAUACUACGGCUUAUAAUGGAUCGCAGAUUUCGGAUGCCCCAGAUACAGUUCAUACAUGCUGUUGUGGAGAUUCCUGCGAAUGUGUUGGUUGCGCAGCUCAUCCUUAUAAUGAUGCAAGUCAAAGCUAUGUCCGUUCAGCCUAUCAGUCCAUGACUACCGAUCAUUCAGGAGGCGAUCUGUAUACAAAUGGUCAAUCCCACACAAACGGGGUUGAAAAUGGGAACGGUAAUAGUAAGAUUUCGGAACCCGUAGCUUCACCUACUGCACAUACCCCAUCUAGUACGACAUCAGGAAAUGCAGAAGAGCAAAGUCUUUCUGCUUCGGAUUUCUUCUUCGUUAAUUAUCCAUUUUCGAGUGAUGGAUGUGGAGGAGAUACCAUGAAUUGUCUUUGCGGUGAUGAUUGUGAGUGUUUAGGAUGCACAAUACAUCGACAACCUAUACCAGGAAUGCCCUGUGGAGGCGAGGAAAAUACCUGUCCAUGUGGUGACAACUGCGAAUGCAUAGGAUGCACAAUACAUCAAAGUAUGCGGGCAUCCGCGUGAUGAUUGACACGAUGAUAUGAAUAUCUUCAUGGGAGGCACAUUUGAGCGUUUGGGAGUUCUUGGAGGCAUCAAUGGCACUUAUUGGUCCCUUUUAGGUUGGGUCAGUUUGGGGUCAAAAUGGAGGAAAGCGAUCGAUUUUGUUGGCAACUACUUGUAGACGGGCUCUUUUUCCUGGUGUCUAUCUUUUUUGGGAUUGGAAGAAUGAUACCCUGUGAUUUCCUUUCUUGGGCCUAGAACUUGGGAGUGGUAUCGAGA
Molecule: messenger RNA, 3115 nt
Organism: Hymenoscyphus albidus
Lineage: Eukaryota; Fungi; Ascomycota; Leotiomycetes; Helotiales; Helotiaceae
Source: the annotation of a GenBank genome assembly